AUGGAACCCGCACCUUCUCCCUACACCGCUUACCGUCGCUCACAGCGUAGCAAUGCUGGUGUGCGCAGUGACGAAGAGGACAUGGUGUAUUACGGGCAGGGCACAAGAUCCCCACGGCCUUCUGACAGGGCGGGUCGCGCACCAUCACCCCGUGAGGACACGCCGGAGCGCGAGGUGUCGGCGUCUGACACCGAAUAUCUGCCCUGGGCUGACCGCAUCGACGUCGAGGACGGCAGUGGGAACGACGAGACAGACGCCGAAGACAACGAGGAGCAUAAUGCGCCUGUUGACGAGGAGGCCGAAGGUACGUGUUGCCAGCGCGGUGCUACUGUGCGCCGGCCCCAGCGCGCAAUGUCGAGAGUUGUGGCGGCAUCUACGCCUAACACCACAACUCCUCGUCGCCCGAGCGGCUGUGGACCUAGCGCCUCCAGCGCCCGUGCAAGCGGCGCCACGGCUGUCGGUAACGCGACACCUGGUCCUGUAAACGCUGCAAUGGCGGCACGGGCGACGCAGCAGGAGCGUAUGAUCCUAUCCCUCAACCAGAGGAUUCAUCGCCUCGAGGGGAUGGGCGAUGCCGCGAUGCGCCCUGAAAUCGCGCGCCUCACUGCUGCGCGUGAGCGGCGCGGAAGAGCGAACGCGGGCGACGCAUCAGGGGCAACGCGUAGGCGUAUUGACGCCGCAAGCGGGCACGCUAAUGGCGGCGCCCGUACUACCAAUCGCUCGCCAAUGGGCGAAGCAGCCCUCGAGCGUGAGUUGCGCCAGGCGGAGACCGAUGGUGUCGUUACUGAAGGGAUGGACGAGUGGGCCGACCGUAUGGAGAUGGGGAAUAAGCUUCUCCCCAAGCUCGAAGAUGGCUUCAAGGGCGUUACCGAGGACGCCAUCACCAUCCUGGUCUACGACACGUCGGUCCGCAUCAUGAACUUCUGGGUCACCCCGGAGCUGGCCGAAAAAUGCGUGGCGCGUGCGCUGCGCUUGACUAACCCAGACCUCUUUGUGCUUUUGCACAUGGUGUGGGGAGUGGACGCCAAGAGGAGUGGAUGGUUUACGCGUCAGAUGCAAGUGUGGCGCGUGUCGAAGUGGGAACAGGGAAGGGCAUUCGUCAACAUCCUUCACGGCCUUCCCUACCGCAUGCGGGCCAACCCGCGUGUCAGGCUGCCGGUCCGCCCUAGCACGGAGGACGUGCCGCGCAUCUCCCGCAAGGAGUUCUUGGUGCAGUUCAAGGCUGGCCCAGGGUCGAUGGAGCUGAUGCCCUGGCACCGUGAUGCGGCGGGAAUGCCGUUUGCGAUCGAGAUAUUCGAGCGCGCGUUCUACGCAUCGUUCCGUCGUCCCAUUGCGCCACAGUUGGUCGCCAAGACUUAUGUUCUCGCGUUCUGGCUCUUCGGCGUGAGUGGAGAUGCCAAUUGUGACGGGAAGCACGCUCACCCGCAGGGCUCCGCGAAACGAAGAAGGUGUUCGCUGGUACCACGAGCGAGUGCGGCUCUGGAUUCGCCAGAUGAUUUUGCGUCGCACGCCCCCAGCAGGGCCCGUUCUGUGACGCGGAAAGGCGUGCCUGGGGCUUUCGCCGCGACGGCUUGA
Closterium sp. Yama58-4 is the source of this 1575-nucleotide messenger RNA. The record is from the annotation of a GenBank genome assembly. Lineage: Eukaryota; Viridiplantae; Streptophyta; Zygnematophyceae; Desmidiales; Closteriaceae.